Molecule: messenger RNA, 16771 nt
Organism: Clupea harengus (Atlantic herring)
Lineage: Eukaryota; Metazoa; Chordata; Actinopteri; Clupeiformes; Clupeidae
Product: golgin subfamily B member 1-like
Exons: 29
Coding region: 191-15679 (5162 amino acids)
Cellular component (GO): Golgi apparatus
Source: RefSeq, a predicted model, not a curated record
ACAGUGCGCAUGCGUGGAAUAGCUGUUCACCUGACGAAGAUGGUUGGUGCUGGCUUGAACGAAGUGGUACCCUUUAAACAUGUAAACAUGUAACGCAGAGUUUAAUUCCGUUUAAUUCCGUCUCAAAGAUGAAACAACAGCAAUAAAUCUCCAUGCGCCAUUGAAGCAGUCCUUCACCUACGGCUAAACCAUGCUGAAGUGGUUUUCUGGAGAGGAGGGUGGGGCUGCCCAGGGUGCCCCAGGCUCUCCUCAGGGAAGUGCUGGUGGAGGAAGUCCAGUGCUGUCAGAGGUGACCGAGCAGCUGGCCCAGACCCAGCAACUUGUCGUUCAGCUCAAAGAGUUCAUCCGAGAGAAGGAUGCGGCACUGGGUGCCAAAGAUGAGCAACUGAAGACAGAGAAAGAGUCAUGUGAGGCCAAGCUAUCUAAGAUGAGGCUGCAGCACAAGGCCAAGGUCACCUCCCUCAACGCCCAGCUGGAGGAGCUCAAGAAGCAGCGGGGUGAAACCCCUAGCAAGGGCACCCCACUCAAGAUCAAACGGAGCGGCAGUGGGGAGUUAGGAGAGGUUGAGUCUUCAGCUGCCAACCGAGGCAAGAUCCUUCUGCUGAAGAAGAAAGUGGAGGAGCUGGAUCAGCAGCUGUCUCGGAGAAAUGAAGAGCUAAGGAUCAAGACCCAAGAGCUGGAGGCCCAGCAUGAACGUGGCUUUGAGAUGGAUGCCAUGCUGGUCGAGAAGGACAGGAAACUGGCUGAGAAAGAGGCCUACAUAGUUCACCUGCAGAUGGCAGUGUCUGGAGAACACACUCAGUCUGGGCCAGGCUCUGUCACUCAGGACAGCAAGGUUCAGUCAUCAGAAGACAUUGGCUCUGUUCAGGAGCUUCAGUUGCUGGUGCAGAGCUUGACUAAAAAAGUGGGGGAUGGAGAGGAGAGGUACAGCCUCUUACAGGAGCAGGCGGACAGCCUGAAGGCCCUGCUGGAGGCCGAGAAAGCCCAUUACGAAGAGAACGAGAACAUGUACAAACAAAAUAUCCAAACAUUCAAGGACAUAAUAAUGCAGAAGGACAAUACGCUGCUGGAACUGAACCAACAACACGAGCAGGAACUCUUUAAACUAGCAGCAAAAUCAGACGCCAGCGCGGACCUUGAACAGCUCCUGAAGGCCUUGAAGCAGAAACUACAUGAAAAAGAGGAGGUGUUGCUGGGAAAGGCUCAGGUGAUCGAGGUUCUCCAGAGCGAGGUGGAUGGCAGAGACCAGCAGAUUAAGGAGUUGGCUGAGCGAAUGCGGCGUCUGCAGGGGGAGAGGGAGAACCUGCAGUCCAAGCUGGAGGCUGAGAAGCAUGUGAUGCGCGCUCAGCUGCGGGACCUCAUGCAGAAACACGAGUCAGAGCUGCGGCGCAUCACGGAGAAGCACGAGCAGGAGAUGUCCGAGAAGGAGCAGGCACUCUGUGGGCAGCUCCAGGACCUCCAGAGGUCCCCUGCACCCCCGGUCACGGUCUCUGAGGCUUCCAUGGACUCCGGCUCAGCACAUAGGCUCUCAGAGCUGGCAGCCCAAGUGAAACUUAAAGCAGAAGAUGCCAGCAAGUCAGAGACAAAGUUCUUGAAGAUGAAAGCAUGGUCUAAGUCUCGCAUUCGACAACUGGAAGAAGAGCUGAAGAAGGCCCAGUCUGGAAGCUCAGCUCCAGAUGUCUCGAUCCUUCGUAGCCACGUAACAGAACUGGAAGAAGAGAGAGAAGAGAUGCUUUGCAAACUUGACCAGUAUGAUGACCUUAAAGCCAAAAAUGAAGUGCUGGAGGCCAAGCUGGUUGUGUAUGAGGAGCAGCAGAGGAAGAUGCAGGCUGACUUGGAGCAGGUCACCAAGAGAGCUGCCUCUCAGGCCAGCGAGUCUGGCAGUGUUGAUGAACUGCAGAGUAACGUCCUGGAGUGGCAGGAUAUGGUCUCCAUGGUGACCGAUGCAGAGGCAGCCCGUGACCAGGCCUGUGAGGAGAAGAACUCCAUGGCCCUCAGGAUGAGCCACAUCGAAGAGGAGAGAGAGGGACUGAUUGAGGAUGACUGGUUCUUUCCUGGCUGCUCCGAUCCAGCGCUGGCCAAUCGGCAGCAGGAGUUGGAGGAGGAGCUGGCCCAGGCACGAGGGCUUCGCCAUCCGAGGGUCAAGAAGAUGGGAGACCCUGGCACUCGCAGCUUGCAGGAGGACCUGGACUUUGAUGUGCAGCAGUCAUUCCCUGAUCCUAGCAGUCCUUCGGGCAACACCACUCCAAUGGAGGGAGAGAACAUGGGAGAUGGCUUAAGGUCAGUAGUAGAGGAGUUGGAGGUGGAGAGAAACCAGCUUCAGGAGCAAAUCAUUGCCCUCGAGGACCGCUGUCAGGACCUAGAGGAUAGGCUACAGCUGCAAGCCCGGAUUGAAUCCUUGCAGAAUGAGUCUGAGAAACUGCAGGCUCAGUUGGCAACCCUCCGCAGCCAACAGACCAGAGAUGCUGAAAAACACCAGCUCCUUGUUACAAGUCUCAACGAGCAGCUCAAAGGAUUGAGUGAUACACAAGAGUGCCUGGAAUCGUCUCUGAUCGAGAAGGAGAACACACUUGCCAAAACCUCAGAGAAAUUGGAACUUAUUGACAGUCUCAGAGAUGCUCUUCGGGAGAAGGAGGAGCAGCACAAGGAUGUGUCUGAUAGACUUCUUCAGACGGAACAUAAUCUGUCUGACAUUACCAAGAAGUGCAGUGCUUUUGAGAAACAGUGCUCUGAGAUGAAAACAACAGUAGCAGAACUCACCCAGAAACUGAGUUUGCUCAAAGAAAAGACGCAGAAGCAAGAAGCUAUUAUAGUCUCUCUACAGAGUGACUUGGAUCAAACAAACGAUGACCUUGACAAGCUAAACUCCACACAUUUGGAGGAAAGAGCUCAGUUAAUUCAUGACCUUCAAAGUUGUGAAAGAGAGAUUGACAACCUCAAAGACAUUCUCUUAGACAAAGACAAGGAGAUAUCUACUCUUUCUGGUAACAUAACUGAGUACGCAGAGCAAAUCCUAGAGCUGAAACUGGAGAUCAGGCAUAAGGAAGAGGACCUUGUCCGAAUUGAAGGUGCUCUGAGCAAAGCUGAACGUGAAGCCCAGAUUAUUCGUGACUCCCAGUCAUCCGAUCAGCAGUCCCUGAAUGCCAAGAUGUCAGAGCUGAUGGAACAGCUGAAGGCCACAGAGGGCGAGUUGGAAAAAGCCAAAGAGGAAAAGAAUUUGAAGAUGACCGAGUUGGAUGCUUUGACUAAACAAGUUAAAGAGGACAGGCAAACCAUUCAAGGACUGCAUGUGGAAAUACAGAAGCUGAGCGCAAACCACCGCAGCCAUCUCUCAGAGUGUGAGCCCCUGGUUUCGUCCUUGAAGGAGCAGGUCUCGUUGGGCUGUCAGAAAUCACAAGAGUCAGAGGGUCUCCUCUCACAGCUCAAGGACACAGCUGCCUCUAAUGAGAAACUAAAAGAAGAACUUCUGGAGAAGGAGCAAAGUUAUAUAAGAGAACUAAAGUCUUUUAAAGAUGAACGAAACACGCUUCUGGCUGAGGCUAACAAACAGAAUGAUGACCUUCAGAGCCUAUCAAAACAGCUUGAGGAACAGGUGGAGCAUAAGGAAGAAGUCAAUAGGGUAGUGCUAGAAAAAUCAGAAGUCAUAUCUUCUCUGGAGCAGCAGCUGAAAAAUGCACAGGAAGAUUCGGAGGGUCAGAUGGUAAAACUGAAUGCUGAGCUUAAAGCCAAAGAUGUGGAUAAGGAAAAGCUUGAAAAGGAACUUGCAGCAAAAUCUGAAAGUAUUUCCAAGAUAAAGGUGCACUUGAAGAAUUUGAAAGCAGAAAAACAGAAAUUGCAAAGAAAUAUUGAGGAAAAAUCUCAAGAGAGCAAAAUUCAGAAGCAACAACUGGAUGACGUGACAGGAAAAAUUGAAACCUUACUCAAACAAAACAGUGAAAUACAACUGCAAGUGAACAGUCUAACAGACGACAAUGGGAAACUCCAUCAGGAAAUUGAAGAGAAAGUUAAGCGUCUCUCUGGACUUGUGGAAGAAAGAGAUACUUUCCUCAACAAAGUGUCUACUUUUGAAAAGCUGCAUUCUAAGAAUUGUAAAAUAAUACAGGAGCUAACAAAGCAAAAAUACGAGUUAAAUCUGAAAGCCAAUGACCUGAGCAAGGGGCUUGAGCAGAGCAAACAGUCUGUCACAGAAAGCCUGUUGGAGAAGACGAAUGAAUGUAAUGAACUACAACGAUUGCUUCAGGAGAGUCAAAUAUCAUCUUCACAAUUAAAAGAUCAAGUUGAAAAUUUACAAUCUCAGGUUGACCACCUUAAUAUCAAUUUACAAGAAAGUGAAAAAAACAGUGCUGAACGGAAUUUACAAAUUGAGGCUCAACAAACCCAGGUGGUUCAGCUGCAGGAGACCCUUUCUCUUCUUCAGGAGCAGGGAACUGCCUUAAAAUCAGGUCUGAUGGAGAAGGACACCAUGUUUCAGCGGCAAGCAACAGAGUUGUCUUCACUGCAGUCUGAGCUUCAGCAACAGAAAGACUACGUGUCAAGACUCCAGAGUGAGUCAGAGACUCUUAAAGGAGAAUGCUCACGUUAUAAUGAGACCCUUGAAGAAAAAGAGGCAACACUGAGAACCAUGACUCAGGAUUGCCAAAGCCAUACAGAGGAGCUGAACAAAAGGAUUGAGUCUGUGGUUUCUCUGAGCAGUCAGUUAGGCACUGUUCAUGAAAACAAUGUAAAGCUGGAGUCUGAUUAUGUCUCUUUGAAAGCCUCACUAGAUAUGCAUGUGUCAGAGAACAGUACUUUGAAAGAAGCAGUGGCUCAGAGAUAUGCUGAAGUUGUUGCAUUACAAAACCACGAUCAGGCAGCGAUGGUACAAAAUCAGCAGUUGCGCUCUCUUUAUGACAACAAAGAGAAGGAAUUGAAUGAACUUCAACAAGUGGCAUCAGAGCUUAAUAAAAAGGUUGCCUUGGUAACUGAGCAAAAUGGUAACCUUGAGUCACAGGUGUCUAGUCUAUGUGAGCAAAGUAGAAAACUACAACAAGAAAAUGAUGACGUAUCAAAACUGCUCUUUAGUGCAGGUGAAGAGAGCAAUACUUUACAAAAUAAAUUAAGUGGCCUAGAAAUGCAACAUUCGGAAAAUCGCAAAAUUAUAGAGGGUCUGAUGAAGGACAAAGAGGAAUUGUCCUUACGAACAGAAGAACUGAAUAAUGUUCUUGAGCAGAAUAAACAGUCCACUUCAGGGAGUCUGUUGGAAAAGACAAGUGAAUGUAAUGAUCUGAAAAAGUCACUCGGUGAAAGAGAGGAGACAGUCAUCAGUUUACAAAGGCAAGUGGAAUUCUCAGACUCUCAGGUUAAUAAUCUCAAAGACACUCUUUCAGAAAAGGAGAGGGUUUGUGCCGAACAAAGUACACGGUUGCAGACCUAUUCGACCCAGGUGGCUCAACUGCAGGAGACCCUUUCUCUUCUUCAGGAGCAGGGAACUGCCUUGAAAUCAGGUCUGAUGGAGAAGGACACCAUGUUUCAGCGGCAGGCAACAGAGUUGUCUUCACUGCAGACUGAGCUUCAGCAACAGAAGGACUAUGUGUCAAGACUCCUGAGUGAGUCAGAGACUCUUAGAGGAGAAUGCUCACGUUUUAAUGAGACCCUUGAAGAAAAAGAAGCAACACUCCGCAACAAGAUUCAUGAGUGCCAGUCCAUUACUGAAGAACUCAACAAGAGAAAAGACUCUAUUGUUUCACUUAGCAGUCAGUUGGGUAAUAUGAAUGAAAAUGUUGUAAGGCUAGAGACUGAAAAUGCAGAUUUUAAAUGUUCUGUGAAGAAUCACAUAUCUGAAAAUGCCAAGCUAAAAGAGGAAGUGCAGAAGACACAAGAUGAGUUGCUUGACCUUAGAGACACUAUUCAAGCCCUGAAUGAGCAAAACGGUAAACUGAAAGCUGAAAUCCAGAAGACUGUGGUGGAGGCAUCAGACAAAAUGAAAGAGAUCAUUAACAUCAAGAAUGAACUUUCUGUUGCCAAUAAAUUUAAAGAAGACUUGCAGUUAACGUUGCAGCAAAAAGAAGAAUCAUUGAAACAGCAAGACAUGCUUAUUAACCAAUUGCAAGCCAAGUCUAAUGAGGGUGAGGGUGAGAUAAACCAGAGAAUGGAGACUAUUGUCGUGCUGCAGAAAGAAACACAGAGUUUGCAUGUUGCUCUGCAGAGUAAAGACACCCUCUUGUUUGAGAAGGAAAGAGACCUCACUGUGCUCAAGGAUAAGUUAACAUUGGAGUUAGAUGAAUCGAAAACUCAGCAGAGUAAAAUUAAGGAGGAGCUACACAGUAAGUCAGAAAGGACCAACCAACUCAAUGUAAGGGUAGCAGAGCAGGAUGCCCAACUGAAACAGAAGGUGGAUGAGUGUAUGAUUUUGAAAGAACAGGUUUCAGAGCUUUCAGAUUCAAAUUCCCUUCUACAAAUUCAGGUUGAAACUUUGACCUCAAAUUUGAAGGAAAAUGAGCUAGUCAUUCAGGAUGUAAAGAGUGCAUCCUCAGCACACAGCAACAGCCUAAAUGAUAAUUUCAAAGCCAAAGAGUCAGAAUGUGAAAGCUUAAAGGAACAGGUAUCCAGCCUCAGUGAGUCAAUAGCAAAACUGAAAGAUAACCUCAGUGCUCAGACUUCAAAGAUGUCCUCACUUCAGUUAGACCUUGAGGAGAGCAGGACAUCCAUAGCUGAACAGCGUAAAUGCAUUGAUGAUCUGCAGAGAAGAGCCGAUGAGUCAGCCCUUUUUAAGACUCAGUUUAUGGAGAGCACUGAGCAGGCGACUGUUUUGCAGAGACAGAUCCUGGGAAUUACCAAGGAGUAUGAAAACCUUACAAAGUUAGCUGAGGAGAGACAAAGUGCCUUAAUGAAUCUACAAGAAAAGUUUGCAUCUCAUUCUGAGGAGCUGCAAAUAGUGAAGACGUUGUUGUCUCAAAGGAAUGACGAGAUCUCAAACCUCAAUACAGCUCUUACAGAAAGCAGGGAAGCUACUGUCUCUGCUGAAAAAUGUGUCAUCUCUCUCAGGCAUGAGACUACUUCCCUCCAAGAUGAGUUGCAACAGCUGAGAGCUUCCAAUGCUAACCUUUCAAAACAAAAGGAUGAGGCCCUUUCAACUCAUGAAAGAAGUUCCAUGUCAUUAACUGUUGAAAUAGAGAAACUGAAAUCACAACACCUACAUGUGGCUUCACAGGUCAAUGCACUGACGGAGAAUCUUGAACAGCGAGAGAUGGCUCUUCAUGCAAUAAAUAGUCAGUACUCUGCUCAGGUAAAACGAUCAGAAAAUUUAGUUUCAGAGUUGGAGAAGUUAAGUGAUCUGAACAAAAGCCUUCAAGAGGAAAUGGAACGCACAAAGGAAGGUCUACAGCAGAAGCUUGAUUUAUCCACCAGUGAGAGGGUAGAGUUGGAGAAAGUGGUCAAGAAGCUGUCAGUUGAUAAAGAAAAACAUGAAAAGAGUCACUACAACCAGAUCCAAGUGAUGGAGGAACAGUUGCAACACCAAAUCCAGCAGCAGUCCUCUAACAUGAGUGAAGUUAUGGAGAGCAUGAAGUUGGAAAAGGAGCAUCUCCAGGUCCAGGUUAGUGUGAAAGGUGAAGAACUCACCGGAUUGAAAUCAGAAAUUCAAAGAAUUGAACAAACUCUCCAGGAGUCAGAAAAGGAAUGGCUGUUUGUCCUUGAUAGAGAGACACAAGAUAAGAAUUCCUUCAAAGAGAAAUUAGAGACUCUUGAGAAUGAGAUUAUGUCUAAAGAUAGCAAAGUACAUGGUUUACAACAGGACCUAGAUCAUUUGAAUGAAAAGUUGGGAGAGGCAACAUCUGCUUUAAAUGUUAGUUCAGAAAGGCUUAAAGAGAAAGAAAGUGAUGCAUUGACAAGUAAGAGUAAGCUAGAGGAAUUUUUAAGCACUGUACAAGCAAAAGAUAAAGAAACUUUAGAUUUGAGGAAUGCUUUACAGGACAUGGAAAAAGAGUUGAGAAAAUUAGAGUGUAACAAGCAGUCUGCUGAUGAAAACCUAUCUGAAAUUACACAAACUAUGUCAGAUCAAUUCGUUGCCAUUGAAGAGGAAAAAUCAACUCUACAAAACAGAAUUAAAGAGUUGCAAAAGAAUCAUCAGUCUGAGGUAACCCGGCUGAGAGAGGAGCUACAAAGUCUUUCAGUACAGUUACAGCAAAAACAGCGGGAUCUGUCAGAAACAGAGAAGCUGUGCAAAAAAGGGAAGGAGGAACUUGUUCUUCUGCAAGACAAGAUGCAGAGUCUUCAGCUGCAACUCCUUACAGAUGCAGAAAAUCUGAAAGAGGCAGGUGUUAAACAGACCACUUCACUGAAUGAAAUUCAACACAAAGAUGACAAGAUUAAUUGCAUGAACAUCCAGAUAAGCCAACAAAAGGAACUGAUUACUGGACUGAGCCAGCAGUUAAAAGAUAAAGAUCUCUCUGUUACACAAGUACUGACAGCUGCCUCUAAUGAAAGGAUGAAAUAUACUGAAGAAAAGAACAGUCUUCUUACCCAAAUUGAAAGCCUGGAAAAAUCUCAGAACAUCACAAUCAAGGAGCUUGAGGAUGUGUCGAAUUGUUUAGAAGAAACCAAAAUACACAUGUCUCUUUGCCAAAAUGAAAUUAAAGAUAAAGAUGUAGAGAUAAAACAUUUUGUUAAAGAGAAGGAAGAAUUGAAAACAGAGUUUCAAAAAUUAACAAAAGACAAAGAAGCAAUGAAAAAGAAGCUCCAAGCAGCUUUAGUUGUCCGAAAAGAGCUACUUAAGAAAAUUGAGAAUUAUGAACAGCAGAGGACAGAAGAUUUAAAGAUGUCAGAUUUACAGGAUAAAUUUCAAGAACUAUUGUUACAAAGUCAGACUGCAGAAACAGAGCACAAAGCCCUCGUUGAUUGUUUACAACAACAGCUAGAGUUAAAAAAUACGGAGAUCCUUGAAUUUGCUCAGGUAGUGUCAGGAAAAGAUGAACUUAUAAAGCAACAGGAAAAACAUAUUGAAAGCUUAAGAGGAAGCUUACAAGAGCAAGAGGUCAGUUUAACAACAUCUCAUCAGACCCUUGAGGAAAAGGGAAAAGCCAUUGAGAAUCUCAAAGCAAACAUUAGCGAAAAAGAGCAGAACAACAGUGAAUUGUUGAUUAAUGUUGAACAAUUAAAAAGAGAAAUUGAAGAAAAAGAAGAAUGCUGGAGAGAUCAAGUUGAGGGUUCCAAAGUCUCAUCAGUAGCUGCGGAGAGUGAACUGGUUAAGGUGACGCAGGAAAAGGCUGUUCUGCACAGGAAGGCACAUGCUGCACUGUUGGCCCGGAAGGAAACCAUAAAGAAGGCCCAGGAGAGUGAGAAGAAGUACAUGCAGGAGAUCUCAGAACGAAAAGAUGACUUCGAAGCUCUCCUUGAAAAGCACUGCCAACAAACAAAUGAGCUUAAUGCAAUGCAGUUGAAGUAUGAGGACACGGUUAAGGAACUAGAAGAAAGCAGACAUGUUUCAACCUCUCUUCAGAGUAAACUAGAGAAGUUAAUUGAACAGAGGGACGAUGUUCUACAAGAUCUACGACUUGCCCUAGAUGGCAAAGACAGCCAGGCUAUAACUGCACAAACAUAUAUUGAAGAGAUGAAAGUCAUUCAACAUAGUUUAGAGAAGGCUAAUACAGAGAUUGCAAGAAAGGAUAUGACACUGGUAACACUUGAAAAGCAUUCAACAGAACUUGAAAACUGUCUCAGAGAGAUCAAAGAAAUAACUGACCAGCUUGAAGAGCAGAAACAAGAGAUUGAAAAUCUGCAGCACCAGAACCAGCAUGAAAAACAAAUAACGAUUGAACAGCAAAGUCAGUUACAUAAGUUGCAGUCUUUGAAUGAAGAAUUACGGCAAAAGCUUAAGGAGUUGGAAGAUGAAAGAGAAGAACAGUCCCAGGAGUUGGAGAACUUUGCUAGAAGACGCAGUGAGGAACAAACUCUUGAGCUUGAAACUGCACUGGCCAAGAAAUCUGAGGAACUCGAGUCUGUCCAAAAUUCCUCAGUUCAAACACAGAUGGAGCUUGAGAGAGUACAUUCACAAUGGUUGACAUCUCAAACGGAGGUAGAGAGUUGCAAACUCCUUAUUGAAAGCCUACAGCAAGAGAAAAACACAGUUUUCAAGGAUUUGGAAAGAAAUGAAAAACAAGUCACCAUGUUUGAAUCACAGCUUAAAGAACUGCAAAAACAAAAUUAUGAACUUUUGCAGAAAAUCGAGGCCAUGGAGAUAAAGCAGUCAUCAGACAUUGAAGUUGUUAAAAAUAUGGUUGAAGAAUCUCUCAAAACAUCUUCUGAUCCACUUGAUGUGAACCUUAAUGGAAAGGAUGCAGAUCUGCUUGCCCUCCAAGCUGUUGUCACUGAAAAAGAUGAGCACAUAUCUGCCCUGGAACAGCAACUACAGAGGCAAAUCCACCUCCAUGAGCUUGCAAUGAACAAGAUGAGGACUGAAGUUAAUGAACUCCAGCAAAGAUCAAGACAAGUUGGAGGGAGUGAACAGGCAAAUGAAAAUAAACCAAGUGAACAACUGACAAAGAAAUUACAAGCUGCUUUGAUCUCUCGUAAGGAAGCAUUGAAAGAAAACCAUACUGUCAAAGAAAAAAAUCAGGCAUUGUCGUCAGAAAAUGAAAGAAUUCGCACAACAUCCGCUGGCCUUGAACAUGCUGUUGCUGAACUAAGACAGCAGAAGACAGAUCUGGAAACAACUUUAUUCUCCCUCCGUAGUGACAAAGAGCAGGUUAUUGCUGAAGUAGAGCGAGUGUCAAGUGAAAACCACAGUCUUUCAGCAGCUUGUGGCAGCCUUAAACUUACAAUAGAGAGCAUCACACAACAGAAAGAAGCAUUCUCAUGUCAGUUAGAGUCUCUGAAAGAUUCUCAAACUGUAGAGUUGUCAGAAUGGAAAUCAAAGCACACAGAGCUGAAACAAGAGUAUGAGUCUCUUUUGCAAGCAUAUGAAAAUGUUGGUAGUGAAAUGGAUAAGAUGAGGCAGCUUAUGGAAGGGGCCAGAAGAGAGAGACAGGAAGCCAUAUUGAAAGCCCACAAAGCUGAGUCAGAAAGACAAAACCUUGAGAAACAAAUAUGUGAGGUAGAGGAAGAAAAUGAGAAAAUAAAAGACAAGAUGAGGAAGUUUGCAAAGGUCAAGCAACAAAGAAUGGAAGAGCUUGAGGAGGAAAAUGCUACAAUCAGGCAAGAUCUUAAUGAAUAUAAUGAGAAGGAAAAAUCUGUUGUGGAGCAACUCACAGUAAAGAACCAGCAACUGGAAGCAGAAAUGACCCUCCUGAAAGAUUCAUCUCAGGAACUUAGAUUGAGGUUUAAUGAAAUACAACUUGAAAACCAAAAUAUGGCCAGGGAACUCGAAACGGCUAGCUCUUCAUUGGAAAAGUGGCAUGAUGAAUCAAAAAGUAGUGAGAAUAAUUUGCAACUUCAGCUCAAAGAGGCAUUCAAUUUGAACAAUUCUUUGACAGCACAGAUUGAGGCAGAAAAAGCUGAAAUGGUGGCACAACAAGAAAUUAUUGAGGCAAUACAGAAAGAGAAAGUAAGCCUCUCUGAAAAGUUCCAACAGCUGCAGAUGGAUCAUGAAGCUGAAUUGAAAGAAAGAGACAAAACUGUGUGUGAACUAAAUGAAGUUGUAAAUAGGAAUGGACAAGAAACCAUUAGCCUCAACGAGAAGGUUAGAAUCUUAGAAGAUGACAAAUGUUUAUUGCAAGAAGAGCUGGAAAAUGCCCAAGAGAUAUCCGACAAAGUAAAGAAUGAGAGUGAGUAUUUGGAGACUGUACUCCUCAAAAAUUCAGAAAGAAUUGAUGAGUUGACUCAAAUGGUGAAUGUAUUACAGUCACAAAAUUCCCAUCUAAUGACACAGCUAACAGAGAAUAAAGAGGAAAAGGCCAAGGCACUCAAAGAGAAAGAGGAACAGCACCUUAAACUUGUUAAAGCGUUUGAGGAAAAGCUGAAGACCGUCCAAAGGGGUAGUGAGGGCUCCAAAAACAUUAAGAAAGAGCUUCAAGAACUCCUGAAAGAAAAGCACCAAGAGAUCAAUCAGCUCCAGAGCGAUUAUAUCAGAUACCAAGAGUUAAUUCUGAAUCUUGAACGAUCUUUGAAGAAUUCAAACUCUGCACAACAGAAAAUGGAGAAAGACUUGGAGGAAAACAAUAAGACCAUAACUGAAAUGAUGGAACAAAGGAAAAAACUUGAGGAUGAAUUGUCAAAUCACCAGAAUUUCGUUGGGGAGGCCAAGACACGCUUGGCAAGCUAUGAUUCUGAAAAAGAUCAGUUACAUCAUGAACUGGAGCGGAAAAAUGAACUCUUCCAAUCACAGAUGAAGGAGAAAGAAGGGGAACUGGGAAAAAUUAUUGACCAACAAAAGUCUAUUCAUAAGGAUAAGCUAAUGGAACUUCAGAGAAGAAUUGAUGAGUUGUUACACCACAAUGAGAAGGAGUCAGAAGUGUCAGUUUUGUUGAAAAGCCAGGUGGAUCACCAAGAUUUACAAAUAAAAAGACUCACAAGAGAGUUGGAGACUAAUUCUGCAAAGCUUGCCGUCCUCUCUGUUAAACCAGAUAGUGUUGAGCCAUUAAACCAUUGGAAUGAUAUUUUCCAGAAAUCGUUGCAUGACAAGGAUGCUCAGCUCCUUGAGCAAAGCAAUGUUAUAACUAGACUUCUUGAAGACGGCAGGGGCAAAGGAACGACAAUGAGUGAAAUGCAGAUGACCAUUAAGAGGCUUGAGAGGGCCUUGAAUGAUUAUACAGUAGCAUCUUCAGCACAACAGAGACAGAUCAUUGUGAUGAGUGCAAGCAAUACAGAACUCAGCCAAAAUGUAGAGUUCUUCAAUAGACAGCUACUAGAGCAGAGUGCACAGAUUGAAAGGUUCGAAAGUGAGAAAACGUCACUAAACAGACAACUGUCUGACAAAACGGAUUCAUCAUCUCAAAUGCAGUCGAAUCUGGAAUAUCUAGAAAAAAACCUGUCAGAUGCAGAGUCACAGCUUACGUCAGUGAAAUCUCAGCAUGACAAGCUGUUAGCUGAUUUUGAGAAACAGGAGGCUAUGUUGUCUCAUAUGAAGACACUACUUCAAAAUAAAGAUGCAGAGAUCUCUUCACUGCUGUCUUCCAGAGAUGGACAGAUGUCAGGUUACCUGGAACAACUGCAAGCAAAUCAUCGAACUCAGGUGGAAGGUUAUGAGGAAAGGUUAAAUGGCCUUUACAAUGACCAAGUGAAGACACAGCAUGAAUUCCGAAGGCUGGAAAGCAAGGUCAAAUCUCUACAGGGAAAGAUUGACCGGUCCAUUCAAGAGAAGGAGCAAAUGGCUACACAGAUGGAGACAUUUAAGAACUCUAUGGCGUCCCUUCAAAAUGAAAGAGAUCGUUUGAUGUCAGAGCACCGCACACUUCAGCAGACUGUUGCAAUGCACAAAGAGAGUUCAGCUGAAGGAGACUUGGGUCCCUCGAAGGGUCUAAAGGGAGAAAUAAAGACUCUUCUUCACCAGAUGGAUGACCUGAAUUCAGAAAAUGCCAUGCUCAAAGCACAGCUGAUAAGAUACAGGGAAGACUUAAACCAAGUACUGUCUCUAAAGGACAACCAACUGAAAGAGCUUCUCAGAAAGCAGCAAGAUUCUAUUAAAAGCCUUGAAACCCAAAAGGUUGCUGUUGAAAAACAGCAUCGUGAAGCUGUUUCACAACUCCAAGUGGAAGGUGAGACCGUUCAGGCCUUAAAAACUCAGAAUUCCAAUCUCCAUUCUCAGGUUAAAGAACUUGAAGCUAGUAUAAUAGCCUUGCAUAAAGAAAUAUUAGAGUCAGACAAAGGCAAAGUAAUUCAUGAUUUGCAGCAAGCUGUUGCAGCCAAAGCUUCUGAAUGUAACAAUCUUCAGCAAAAAGUCUUUACUCAGAAAGUUGCUGCAGAUGACCUCAAACUGACCCUCGAGCAGCUCAAGAGUGAGACACAGACGAAACUUAGAGAGGCUGAAAGCAUGUACAACUCUGAGAGACAGGCAAUCGAAAGAAAAUUGGGUCUCAUGAGAAACGAGAGGGAAACGGCAGAGCAGAGGGUGGCAGAGCUAGCUAGGGAUCUGAUGCAGACUGAACAGGUGUUGUCUGAAUCCAGGAAUCAAGGCAAGGACUUGAAGUCUCAGAAUGAGUCUCUAGGUAAAGCCAUGGUGGCACUGCAGAACGACCGUGAGCAGCUCAUCGACAACUUUAAAGUUCUCCAAAGUAGAUACAAUGCUGAGCUCAGAGAAAUGACAGCUGCUAUGAACAAGAUGGAGUGGCAGCUCAGAGAUCUCACAUCUGAGUUGACUGCACUUACUACACAGAGGAAUGUGUUGGUCCAGGAACUCCAGGCUUUGGAAGGCAAGGACCCACAGUCUCAGCUUACUGACUUGGUGAAUGACUUAACACAAACAAUAUCAGAGAAAGAAGUGGAGCUUCAGCAAGUCUCGCUGGAGAACAGUUCAUACAACAAGCAAGUGGCAGCAUUUUCCAAAGCAAUGGCGAGUUUGCAGAACGAUCGAGACCGUCUAAUCGAGGAACUAACUGGAGCUAAGAAAGCAUUAGAUUCAAGGCAGCAGUCAAGUCCUGAUACAGUUGGAACUUUGAGAGGAGAGAAAUGGGAAAUCCUUAGUAGAAGUGUCAAUACUCUACAGACUGAGAGAGAUGGACUGCUAAAAGAAGUGGAAAACCUGCGGUCUGUGAAUGCUGAGCUGGCAGAAUUCAGACAUAAAUAUGAUGACCAACAGAUGAUGCUCCAACAAGCACAGGCCUAUAGGGCGCAAAUUGACCAGAAUGUCUCCUUGUAUCAAGCAGAAUCGGCAGAGCUCAGGGCUGACAACAGCAGGUUGCUAUCUGAGGUUCAUACACUUAAGGAUCAAGCCCGGAUUGCCCAACCCCUUUAUCCAUCUAAGGAGUCUAUGACACUGCUGGGCAAGCAUGAGGGUGCAGAGCCACUGUCUCAGCUGCAGGCAGAAAGGGUUCAGCUGCACAGGGACCUCCAGCGCUGCCUCCAGGAGAUCCACCAGAGAGAUCUGCUGCUCCAGCAGCUCAACACCAAGCUGGGUCAGGUCAUAGAGGAGAAGAGUGGAGUUUCUGUUCAGCUGAAGGCCGUGUCUCAGACCCUGAGAGACACCCAGCUGAACCUGAGCGAAGUGCAGAACCGCUACUACUGGCUGGAGAACCAGGUUCAAACCCAGCAAGCGCCAGCACAGAGCUCAUCGCAUGUAGAAGUGGCCCCAGGAGCACCGCAGGAGAAGUCCAGCGCCGUCGUGGACAUUGAUGGAGCUGAAACGGGAGAGCUUAGGAGCAGAUUGACUGAGACAGAGCUUCAACUGGACACUGCCCAGCAAAGUGUAUCCCAGCUCACUGAUAGGCUUGAGGAGGAGAGAGGAAGAAGAGAGGCAGCAGAAGAAGCUCUGGGAUUCGCCGAUGCAACAAUUAAGAGCAUGGAAGCCCGGCCUUCUGGAUCUCCUCAAAGAGACUUUAGUAUCCAGCUUGAGACUGAUGAUGAGUGGGAGGCCUUAAUUCUGGACCCCAACCAACAUGUGGUGAUGCGCAAGAUGAAGGGUGGAGUGCUGGCCCUCAGGCGCUGGAUCCGUGGUCGGAGUCUUUACUGCUCCAGGAUGCUGACCUCCAAGGCCAAGUCCCGCUACCUUUUCCUCUCCUACCUGCUCAUACUUCAUGUGCUGGUAUUCAUGUGCCUGAGUGGUGCCCUCUAGAGGAAGUCCAGCACCUUCACACACUACAUAAACUAUAAGUGUAGCUCUGCCACCCACAAAUGCAUCAUCCUUAUGAAACCUGCAGAACGGCUCUGCUUCACGCAACACCUGGACGGAGAUUACCCAAGUAGUCAGGAGGUUAACCUGAAUGUCAGUUCAGUCAUUCUGACACUACGGAAUUGCCGCUGGUCUAAGGCAUGAAUGUUGGGACCAGCCACACGAGUCCCGAGGAAAUGGCACUACUUUUUUUUUUUUUUUUUUUUUUAAAUGUGAUGUCCUCGCAUUAAAGCCCCUUGGUUUUUGGAGAAGGGCUCAAGCUCACACAUUGCUGCUCAGUCCCCACAAACCACCAGUCCUCACUUGUCCUAGUUUCCCUUCCCAAUACACACACCAUUUCUCACCGGCGGCUGAGUGGCCGUUAACCUGCCACAUCCCCAGCUGCGAUGAAGCUAUGCACUGAACUCUACCCAUUUGUUCAUUUUUUGCAGCCCAGCAGGGCCCCCCCCCCCCAGGUUACAUUAGAUUAUGUACCUGCGUAACACUUUAGUGCACUGUAUGAGGGUAUAUCUAUGUGUGUAUGUAAGAAUGCAUCUGUACUAUAUUUAAAAAGAGAUGAAUGAAUGAAUGAAUGACAGUACAGUAUGCUAAGUCCUAUAGUGUGUUGGAAUAAGUUUAGUGUAUAAAAAGGUACAGUUCUGAUUUCUGUUGUAUGUAUUGUAAUUGUACGCCUCUGAUUGUUUACAUGGCAAAUCAUCUAAUAAUGCUGUGGCACACAGUAGGCUCAUUCCAAGGCUUCUGUGAUUCUGAUGUUCCUAAUUAUAUGUAAAUAUGAUGUGAUUAAGGAAAAUGGUAAUCUACUGUGUGUUAAAGGAAAACUACUGUGCGCAUCCAAGAUGUCAUAUUUUCUACACAUGGUCUAUUUUCUAAGAGAUGAAUCAUUAGUCAAAUAAGGUUCACUUUGAAAGAAUGUUUCACAGCUUUUUGCCUUUUUUUAAAGGCUGGACGUGUGCAAUAAGGUCUGAGGUCUUGUGUUUUCUUUUUCAGGUGUGUGGUUAAGUUAGUGGCAAAUUUUAAUAAAAUUCUGAAGCAUCA